This is a messenger RNA of Branchiostoma floridae (Florida lancelet), 1176 nucleotides long. Its product is annotated as gamma-aminobutyric acid receptor subunit beta-like. The transcript is spliced from 7 exons. Gene Ontology annotation, molecular function: transmembrane signaling receptor activity; neurotransmitter receptor activity; chloride channel activity. Gene Ontology annotation, cellular component: synapse; neuron projection; membrane. Bases 142 to 1176 code for a protein of 344 amino acids. Gene Ontology annotation, biological process: signal transduction; nervous system process; chemical synaptic transmission. NCBI's taxonomy places the organism in Eukaryota, Metazoa, Chordata, Leptocardii, Amphioxiformes, Branchiostomatidae. The record is from RefSeq and is a predicted model, not a curated record.
UCCAAAUAUGUAUAACGAAAGAAUCAAGAAUGCUGGGUUUUCUCUUCAAUUACGUACCUUUCGCUAUAUACACAACGCAUCUUACCCACACCUCGUUAUCACACCUAGGGCUUGUUCGAUCCCGGUGAGAGCAGCACCAACAUGACCUGGCCUGUCUGGAAAAACAACUGGGAAAAUGGAAAGUUUCUGCCUUUGGACUAUGACUCUUCUAAAGCACCGAGCGAGACGGGCGAAAUGGACAUCGCCUCGACUGUCUACGUUCUCAACAUCAGCUCACUUUCAGAAGAACAUGCUCACAUUUUCAUCAGAGUCCAGUACGUCCUCUGUUGGAUCGAUCCCCGUCUGUUCGGCCUGGCACCAGGCUGGGUUCCUGUCCCGCCGUCCCUGCUCUGGUCCCCGCCGCUCGCCUUCGGACAAUCGGUCCGCCGGGCCAUCACUAAAGAGGACGAUGACAACAAGAUGUGGAUGAAUAGUGAUGGACUGAUUAUUCUUCAGAUAACCCGUCUGUUAGAAGUGAACUGCGUGGCACGACUAGCGAGGUAUCCACUCGACACUCAGGUCUGCUCCGUGGCUCUGCUUGGAUACAAUGGCAUACGGUACCGACUGCAGCCGUCCACGUUACCCAAACGGGCCCCCAUCAAGAGCGACGCUACAGGGGUGGUGUCUCAGUUCACGUUCAUCGGCGUGGAGGAACGGGCGGUGUUCAAGUCAUUCAUCACCAACGGCACAGGUUCAGCCGAAUGCGUUUACCUAAAGCAGGACUGUGAUUACCGUCUUGAAAAGUGCAUGACGUCACUGUCAGACGAGUGCAGAGGGUCCGGCUGCGGUCACUGCUACCUCAUCCUAGGGGACUGUCAACAUCAACUCGAUACCUGUCCUCAAUAUCUGAAUGACACCAGCGCGUUCACGUCCCUGGAAGUCCAUGUCCGGCUCCGAAGAGUCCUCUGGCGGUACAUCCUCACCGCCUACCUCCCGUCCACCGUCGUCGUUACGGCGUCUUACCUGCAAACGUGGCUGUCCCCCUCACAAGCCGCCAUUUCUCCCAGAGUAGUUCUCGGUGUGAUGUCGGUACUGACGAUCAUCAAACAGAUGGGGAUGACUGUGCGCAUGCCCUGGGUAAGCAUCAUCGAAUUGUCCUGUAUUGAUGUACUGAAGGCAGUCAUUAUGAUAGCCUGA